Pelobates cultripes (western spadefoot toad) is the source of this 312-nucleotide messenger RNA. Lineage: Eukaryota; Metazoa; Chordata; Amphibia; Anura; Pelobatidae. The record is from the annotation of a GenBank genome assembly.
AUGUCUGGAAGAGGCAAAGGCGGAAAGGGUCUCGGUAAAGGUGGCGCUAAGCGGCACAGGAAGGUUCUCCGUGAUAACAUCCAGGGGAUCACCAAGCCCGCAAUUCGCCGCCUGGCUCGCAGAGGAGGAGUGAAGCGAAUCUCCGGCCUCAUCUAUGAGGAAACCCGUGGAGUGCUCAAGGUCUUCCUGGAGAAUGUCAUCCGCGACGCUGUCACCUACACCGAACAUGCCAAGAGGAAGACUGUGACCGCCAUGGACGUAGUCUACGCUCUUAAACGCCAGGGCCGCACUCUUUAUGGCUUCGGAGGUUAA